Molecule: messenger RNA, 984 nt
Organism: Protomyces lactucae-debilis
Lineage: Eukaryota; Fungi; Ascomycota; Taphrinomycetes; Taphrinales; Protomycetaceae
Product: nucleophile aminohydrolase
Exons: 2
Coding region: 1-984 (327 amino acids)
Source: RefSeq, a predicted model, not a curated record
AUGUGCAGGCUUCUCAUUUACAAGGGAGAGUCGCCUAUCCUUCUCGCAGAUAUUCUGACACGUCCCACCCACUCCAUCAUCAACCAAGCCUUCGACUCCCGCCUGCGCAUUGAUACACGGCGGCCCAUCAACGGCGAUGGCUUCGGUGUCGGCUGGUACUCACAUCGUCAAGACGUUGGCAAAACCGGACCUGGCCCAUGCAUCUUCACCUCCAUCAACCCAGCCUGGAACAACCAAAACCUCCGGCGUCUCUCUGAAAAGACACUCUCGUCUCUCAUCUUUGGUCACGUACGAGCAAGUACCGCUGGUGUGCUUGCAGAAGUGAAUUGUCAUCCAUUCUCUUAUGGAACACUCCUUUGGAUGCAUAAUGGUGGUAUUGGCGAGUAUCCAAAAGUGAAACGACGACUUCAUGCCUUGUUGCGUGAAGAAUACUUUCUCUACAUGCAAGGCUCAACAGACUCAGAGUGCGCAUUCGCCCUAUUCCUCAAUUGUCUGCACGAUUUGGGCUUGCCACCCGACCAACACACACAAUUCGAAGCAACCCAGCUUAGACAAGCAAUGCUCAAUACCAUCGCCAUCAUCAAUCGCUUGACAAAGGAAGCCGGCUGUGUUGAACCUUCGCUUCUCAAUUUUGCAGUGACGGACGGCAGAGACGUCGUGUGCACGCGCUACAUUUCUUCACGCACAGAUGAAGCUGCAUCGCUCUUCUUUUCCUCAGGAACGUCCUUUCAUGCCUAUACGCAAUCAGACGGUUCGAUUGGGUAUCGCAUGAAUCGAGGGAAAGGGCAGAGUAUUGUGCUCAUUUCUAGUGAGCCAUUGACAUUUCAACGCGCAGAUUGGGUCACCGUACCAACCAACAGCAUCCUGACCAUUCGAGAAGGGACUGUCUUGAUACAUCCUAUUCUCGAUGAGCACUUUGUUGACCAAGUGUCCCACACAAGGGUAUCCUGCUCAAGCUAUUGUGGUACCCAGCUAACCAUAUAG